Molecule: messenger RNA, 3792 nt
Organism: Falco peregrinus (peregrine falcon)
Lineage: Eukaryota; Metazoa; Chordata; Aves; Falconiformes; Falconidae
Gene: MAFG
Product: MAF bZIP transcription factor G
Exons: 4
Coding region: 2691-3182 (163 amino acids)
Biological process (GO): regulation of epidermal cell differentiation; regulation of transcription by RNA polymerase II
Cellular component (GO): nucleus
Molecular function (GO): DNA-binding transcription factor activity, RNA polymerase II-specific; RNA polymerase II cis-regulatory region sequence-specific DNA binding
Source: RefSeq, a predicted model, not a curated record
CUCCCUCUCUCCCUCCCUCUCUCCCAGCACGAUCUCUGGACCAGCCCGUGCUGGAACGGGUGACGUCACCGUGUUUACAUGGGGCUCGUGGCAUGGUUCUGCCAUCAGGAAUGUGGAGAAUGGGGCCCGCGUUGAAUCAUGCACGGUGCUGUCAGCUCCCUUGUGCUGCCUGUGAGCUGAGGAGAGAAUUGGCUGCGUUUGUGCUGAGUUCAGGCCUUUUGAGCUCUGGGGAAAUAUGUUGAGGCUGCAUUUUCUUCAUUGCAGUCAUCGCGUUUGACACUUUUCAGCGUGAUCUUUCUUCAGGAAGCUAUCGACAGUGAGCAGUCGGCAGUCUGGAGAGUUAGGCCAAGUAUGGUCUCUGUCUUGGUGCCAGUUCUCUGGGUGUCCUCUCUGUAAAGCUGCCAAACAGCUCUGUCUCUGAUCCUUCAAAUGGGACCCAGACAGUAGCCAACUAGUCUCUGGGUUGUUCUUCCCAUUCUGCUGACUUAUGUGUUGCUGUGUCUCAUUUUGAUCCCCUCAGGAAGGGGGACGAGGAGAGGUAGGAUCACCAGGUGCUUUGGGGGAUGGUCCUGUUACAGCUUCGAAGGUUGUUGUGGGAGGCUUCUGCCUGAGGAUGUUGGACUCCUCUGGGUAAAAAUGCUUGACUCUUUAAAGUUCAAGAGAAGUUAAAUUGCUGUUGUCAGGGUCUGGGGCCAGCCUCUUCUCUUGCCUGCUGAUAGCUCUCUCACCCCUGUCUCUCAGCUUUGGCAGAAGUCAUGGUGAAAGGCAGGGAUGAGUCGGUGCCUUCACAGCAUCUGGACAGCGUGAGCAGCCCUGCUGGUUCCUGAGCCCACCCCAAGGAGCUCUCUUCCCAGUGCAGUGCCUGAUGCAGCACAUUUGUUGCCUUGUUUUGUUUCAGCUCUGCUGUAACAAAGGAAGUUGAAUGCUUGCCAGGCAGCUGGAAAUUCUUUAGUGCCACAAGGCAAACAAAUUUCUCUGGUCCCUCUGACUGUACCUGCUCUUGGUUCCCUGCACUCACCACAGAACAGUGGAGAGAGGUGCUGCCGGGCUGAUGUCACUGGUGUCCCCAGCUAUUCCCUUCCUUCUCCCCUUUUCCCAGGAGCCAUGUUGUUUGCCCGGUAGGAGCAGAGGAAAGAAAUACAACAGUAUGGAAGAGUGAAGGCUUGAUUUUAUGAAGCAGUUGCUUAUGUGCUUCACUGCAGCUACCUUCCUUGGAUGGCAAAGUGACCCUUUCUGUGCAGCCAGCACUGUCAGGUUGUAGCAGGCAUCUCAUUGGAAGGAGCAUUGUCCUCUGGGUAUAAAUAGCCUGGCUCCUGGCAGGCUGGAGGCUUUGGGGACGUCUCUGCUGGUGUCCUGGGGAAUGCUGACCCCGUUCACCUCUAAUAGGUGGUGGAUGCAUUGCGGGGAGCCUGCACCACCGCUGCUAGAAGAGUGUAGAUUUGUAUUUGCUGAGUUGUGCAUCUGAUUCUUGGCUGUAACUGUACAUCAGUGCCUCUUGUAUUUAGCAAAGCAGCAGCAAACUAAAUUGUUGUUGACUGGCACUGAAGAGACGAAAGGUACAGAGGUGUUUGUGGACUGUACUUGCGUGGGAAUGCUUGCCUUGCUAAGGAGCUGUGUGGUUCCUGGCUGUUCAAGGUGCAGCAGUGUCUGUUGGGCAGUAUCUGAGCAGAUUAAUUCACUGGGCAGUGUAGCAGCACUCUGAACUAAAGCCUGAGGGGAGGAGGUACACAGGGAUGGAAACAGGAGUUUGGGUAUGAGUCACUGUAAAACCAGGCCUGGGAAUUGCUCUUAACCAGUUCUGAGGUCCUGUCUUCUGUGGCAGUGAGGGUGUCCACUCUCCUCUGGUUCUCUUCUCUGUUUUCUUAUGACAUACCUUUGCUCUGAAGAUAAGGGAGGGAGAAGGUGGUUCUGGGCCCUGGCACUGCCAGGUACCAGGCAGGACUUUGUGACAGAAAAGACCUACAGCUGGGCUCAGCUUUGUGUGACCGGGAGGGGUGACGGCUGCUGAGGCAUCAACCCAUUUGUGAUGGGAUUCCAGCAUGCCCAAAUGCUUCCUUGUGCUGCAGUAUCGGGUUGUUCUGUUCCUUGGGAAAGGUUGGAUGCAGAACCUUGACUUGAACCUGGAUGUGCUGGCUUUCCUGGGAAGCAGAAAAAGUUUGGAGAGGCGUGAGCACAGCAGUAGUGUUCUCCCAUCCUGCAGGCUGCCCAGUGAGGCAUGUUGUGGAGGCAGAGGCUUCACCUGCACUCCUUGCCCAGGGUCGCCUGUUCUUGAGCUGUACUGGUUGCCUAGGAUGUGGUAGGACUCUUGUCCUGGGGAGUUUCUGGGCUGUGCUUGGGCACCUGUUGGAAGGGUGUGUCGGAGAGACAGGCUGCCUUGCUCUGCUUGGGAGUGACAAGGAUGAGGCUGGGAGCAAGAGGCGCAGAGUGCCAGCAUGCUGAGUCAGCAUGACUGGCCUGGAGCAGCCAUGCUCUGGACCCAGCCUUCUGCCUGCCAGGCUAUUUUUGAAAAUGUGGCUUCCGUGUAUUCUGACUCCUCCUAGUUUUUUUAAUUUCCCCCACCCCAAGUAAAAAAAACCCAAACAACCCAGCAUUGCCACAAAGUGUCUGUGGGAGCAGAGGUGUGGAAGGGCAGCAGUUUCUGUGCAGGGACAGAAUCUGCUGCUUAACCUGAUUGACAAGGCUGUCGUGUUAUGACGACCCCCAACAAAGGAAACAAGGCCUUGAAGGUGAAGCGGGAGCCAGGUGAGAAUGGGACCAGCUUGACAGAUGAGGAGCUGGUGACCAUGUCUGUGCGGGAGCUGAACCAGCAUCUACGGGGCCUGUCGAAGGAGGAGAUCAUCCAGCUGAAGCAGCGUCGGCGCACAUUGAAGAACCGGGGCUACGCAGCCAGCUGCAGAGUCAAGCGUGUUACCCAGAAAGAGGAACUGGAGAAGCAGAAGGCAGAGCUGCAGCAAGAGGUGGAGAAGCUGGCCUCUGAGAAUGCCAGCAUGAAAAUGGAACUCGAUGCUCUCCGCUCCAAAUAUGAGGCUCUCCAGAACUUCGCCAGAACCGUGGCCCGGAGCCCUGUGACCCCGGCACGGGGGCCUCUCACCUCCAGUAUGGGGCCCCUCAUCCCUGGCAAGGUGUGCCUCUGUGCCCUAGCAGUGGGUUUCCUUCAGACGUCCGUUGUGUUAGCUGUGUAAACUAGCGGUGGUGGAAAGGAAGAUGCUGUUGUGCCCUGUUGCCUCUGCCCCAGCGAUGAGGAAGGAGCCAGGACAGGGCCCUUGCAGGGGCCCAGCACCCCAGGGGAGGGGGGGAAGGUACCGUGUUGACUGCAGGCCGGUUUUGUGCCUAAUGUGUUGCACCGAACAAGACCAAAAUCACUAGUUGUUCCCGUGUUUUGAGGGUAUCAAGUGUCUCUAGUGUGAUGGUUUACACAACCAGUUUAUGUGGUUAAAUAGCCCUUUAUUUAAAGAGAGAAACAUCAUUUUAAGAGUUAUUAAAUUAUCUAAGUUUAAAAUUAAAAUCGGACAGAAGAGAGAGCGUAUUUAUAAUCAGCUUUUUUAUCUGAGAGGGCGAGAAUAUUUGACCAUACAAAUGGGGAAAUAUUCUCGGAGACUUUGCUAGUUAAAAGUUAAUAAAUAAAUAAUUUUAAAGUUUCUCAUGAACCUCCCGCAAACUGUUUGUGGCUCUGAGGUUAGUUUUUAUAAAGAGUUACCAGACUUUAUUUAUAAAACUUAGAAAAAGACAAAAAAAGAGGCAAGUCCUGUUUGAUAUCUUUUUGCAAUUGUACCAAAAGUGACUUAUUCUUGA